AUGACCGCCCCGCAAGACCACCCCUACGGCUUCUCGCCCUCGGCCGCCUCGGCCGAAUUCGACGACCAGUUCGACCCGCUCCAGUUCGACGACGACGAGUACGCGCUCGACGGCGACGAUGCAGACGACUGCUUCGGCGCGCUCGGCGGGUCGUUCACGACCUCGGCGUCGGCCUCGUCCGUCGCUUCUUCCCAGGCUGGAGGAGGAGGAGUCGGCAAGAAGGCGCGCGCCAACAACCGCAAGGGACCGCACAACGCCGACAAGCGCGCGACGCACAACGCCGUCGAGCGCAAGCGCCGCGAGUCGCUCAACACGCGCUUCCUCGACCUCGCCAAGGCCCUCCCGACCAUGCAGCACAUCAAGCGCCCUUCCAAGGCCGUCAUCGUCACCAAGGCGCUCGAUUACGUCUACGACUCGCUCUUGAGGGAGCGCGCUCUCGUCGAGGAGAACAACCAGCUCCGCGUCGAGGUCGAUGCGCUCAGGGCCAAGUUGGGACUGCCGAGUCUUCCCCCGCCCAAGCCCCUCCCCGAGUGCAGGCCCGCGACGCAGUCGACUUUGAGGAGAUCGAAGAAGGUCCUCAUGGCCGGCUCGGCGCGCAAGGAGGACCUCGUCCCCGUCGCCGUCAAGCAGGAGCCCGCUCCAGCUUCGGCCUCGGGCAACCUCCCCACCCCGCCUACCGCCUCGCCCUCGACUCCGCCUAUCCCGUCGCCCGCUUCGUACGCGCCCGCUCUGAGCGCCAGCCCGUCCGCCGCGUCGAUCCCGUUCGACUCGACGCAAUCGACGCAGCAGCAGCAGCACCAGCACCAACCUCCGACGUUCCCCCCUUCGCUCUUCGCCAACACCGCCUCGAACCCGUUCUUUGUCGGCCCGUCGCACCCGCCUGCUCCGCCUCCUGCGCUGCACGGACUGUACGCGCCCCAGCACGGACAGGCGCAGCAGAUGAUGCCCCCGCAGUACCAGCUGUUUUUUGCGCUCCAGCAACAGCAGCAAGCUCAGGCUCAGGCGCAGGCGUGGAACAUCCACCAACAGCAAUUUGCUGCGUCGGCUUGGGGAGCGGGAGCGGGAGCCGACUCGCCCGCCAACACGAGUGUGAGCUCGAGCUCGCCUGCUUCGAGCACGAUGUUUGCGUCGGCUGUGCCGGCGUCCUUCGCGGUUGACGGACUGGCUUUCUGA
Messenger RNA from Rhodotorula toruloides NP11, 1173 nucleotides. RefSeq names its product Hlh domain containing protein, transcription regulator. The coding region runs from base 1 to 1173 and encodes 390 amino acids. Gene Ontology annotation, cellular component: RNA polymerase II transcription regulator complex. The record is from RefSeq and is a predicted model, not a curated record. Gene Ontology annotation, biological process: positive regulation of transcription by RNA polymerase II. Gene Ontology annotation, molecular function: protein dimerization activity; DNA-binding transcription factor activity. Lineage: Eukaryota; Fungi; Basidiomycota; Microbotryomycetes; Sporidiobolales; Sporidiobolaceae. The transcript is spliced from 2 exons.